UUGGAAGAGGUAAUAAUAUGUUCUACUGUCGUCUGCUCUGCUUUGUUUGUUUACUUUUCUGAGUGAAGAUGAGAUGUGAAAACUUAACCAGAGCAUUAACGUAUUUUGAUAGUUUAAAAUGUAACAGCAGAAUGAGCUUUUACGGAAAUAAUUAAUUUAAAAUAAAUUUGACAAAAGAGUACUUAAUACUUUUGUUCGGUCAGUCUUUGUAAUGUUAUUAGACAGAGUGUUCGAGUUCAUUACUUAGAUAUUUUCGAAUAGUUUCAUAGAUACGUUGGGAUAAAUGCUAAGUCUAAAAUCAAACCCUAAAGCUAAAUUAAUUUUCAACAGGCUACUAUAUGAACAGCAUUAAACAAUACAUUUGUAUGCCUAGCCUAAAUUACAACUAAUAAAUACAUCUAUAAGGGACGAAAUUUAAUUCCUUGGCUAUAUUUUUAUACUGUGUGAAGUUUUCAUCCUUGUACCUGGGCUAUUUAGGAUAAAACUAUCUCGAGAUAAUUAAGUUUGUUCUGAAGUUCAGUAAAUGGAGAUUUAAUACAUUAAAAAUGUUAAAAAGGGAAGAUUUUGAUGCUGGUCCUUCAAGUAUUGAUCUUAUUGAAACAGGCCUGUUUUUAGGAAACGUAACAGCUGCAACAGAUAAAAAUGUUUUGGAAUCCAACAAGAUAAACAGAAUUAUUACUGUGGAUUCUUGCCCACUACCACUAAAAAUAACUGACUUGCCAGGAAUCAAGACUUUGUUUAUUCAAGUGACAGAUUUGCCCCAAGAAGAUCUUCUUGCUCAUUUUGAAGAAACAUAUAAUUUCAUAAAAAAUUCCCAAGAUCAGAAGAAUGUGUUAUUAGUUCAUUGUUAUUUUGGUGUAUCUCGAAGUGCUACUGUAGUCAUUGCUUUCAUCAUGAAGAAAUAUGGGAUCUCAUACCAGGACGCUUUUGAGAGAGUAAAGAGUCUACGCAGAUUUGUUGGACCCAAUGCUGGAUUCGAAGCCCAACUGCAGUUAUUUGAGAGGAUGAAUUAUACAAUAGACCGUAACAAUCUUCAGUAUAAAAUGUACCGUUUGAAACUAGCUGCAGAAAAAGUUAAAAAAGUGAAAAUUCUCCCCCUGGACUGCUUGGACGUGGUGCAGCCUGACCCUUCUCUCAUCAGAGUGAGCCCCGACCCUCUGGUCUACCGGUGCUGCAAGUGCAGACGAAUAAUAGCAUCUGCUGCUAACUUAAUGCCUCAUAUACCCAGAGAGAAGCCCUCAUGGAAGGAUGCAGCAUGGCCUGCCAAGGUGAAAGAACAGCCCGCCUGCAUGGCUACAUAUUUUGUUGAACCGAUGAUUUGGAUGAAGCCUGCUCUUCAGUCUGAACAAGGGAAACUGCACUGCCCAAAGUGCAAUUCUAAAUUGGGCUCUUUCAGUUGGAUCAUGGGUUGUCAAUGUCCCUGUGGGUCAAAGAUAUCCCCUGCAUUUUAUCUGGUGCCUUCCAAGGUGGAAUGGAGCAACAUAGUUCAGAAUGUACAAGUCACUGUCUAAGCUGCCACAGCUGCCAACUGUAUGGACGGAAUAUUUCCUGUAUGCUGUAGCUUAUCUUACUUAGCUCCCGUUUGUACUCAUGUAGUAUUAGACUUUGUAGUAUUUUUUCUUGUCUGAGAAUAUACGUUUGACAUAAGAUACUUAAUUAUACCGAUUGUAUUGUUUGUGCUAUGUAAAAAGGGCAAACCAAAGACAUAAAAAAGUUAAGAGGGUGGUGUUCUUUGUUUGGAAGCGGAGAGCCAAUUUGCAUUGUAUAUCAUUCAACCUUUUAUUUGUGAAAUCGAUAGAAGCAUUUCCUCUUACAUAGAAAUCAAUUGGUUAUUCUAGUGGUAUCAAAACUAAAAUUUAUCAAAGAGUCACAAAUAUCAAACGAUGACGUGCUUUGCAGGUCAUUUUAUUUGGCUUGAAAUACUUAAAACAAGACAUCAGACAUAAAUAAAUGUUAAAUCAAGCAUCAGCAACAAUAUAAAAACUAACUAUUUGGCUGAAAUGGUAACUCAGCCAUUGUUACAUUGUUGGAGGACAGUGAUAAAACUGUUGUCUAGCUAUUGUUAUAAAUAUAUAAAGCUUAUAAUAAUGACCAAUGAAAAAUUUUAUAAUCUGUUUUUGUUAACCCUUUCAAAAUCCCCCUUUUUUGAUCCCACUUUCUCUUUUGUGGCAAAUUCCUCUAUCAAAAUACUAGGUUGUGUACAUAUACAAGCUAUUAACAUUUCUUUUAAUAUGAAAAAAAUUGUUGAAACUUGACAAAGAACCAUAAAAUAGUGUUUUUAAACACCCUGAGAAAAACAAUAAUAUGUUUGUUAUUCUAAUGAUGGUCAGUACGAACUAAUACAAAGUAGUAGUUAGUACUUUAAAUUUCUCUAGUAGCAGGAUUUAUAUGGAUUAAAUUGUUUUUAGGGAAAUGGUGUGUGUGGUUUUUUUGUCCUUUUUACAUGACAGUAACUGAUAUGUAUAUAUUCAUACAGUGGAGUCUCCAAAUACAUGUUGUUAUAAUGAAUUUCCUUGAAGAAGAAUUUCUAAUUCCUUCAAAAGUGUGUUAAAUAUAUUACUCUAAUAUGAAUUAUUUUGGAUUGUAACAUUGAUAUAACAGAAUUGUAUGAGUUAACUCAUUUGUUACCAAUGGAUACAGUAUCAGUAUGAGGUUUUUGUAACUCAUUAUCAUUCUCUGUUUUUUGGUUGUCAAUGUGUUAAGGUGGCGUAGUCAGUAUUCAAAUAGGUUAAUUCUUAUUAAAUUUUGUUUAACUUUCUUGGUCACAACCUAAGACACCUUUCUAAAAGACAAAGAAAUACAUUUAAACUGUUUUGAAUAUUCCAUGAAAAAUUCUAGGGAUUUUGUGAAGUAUUUGGGGUUAUCUUAUAGUAAGGCUCGCUGAAAAAUGGUUGAAAAUUAGGAUAUGAAACUUUUUAGUUUGUAGUUUGUUUGAUUGUCAAAGUCAAAGUCAAAAUCUCUUUAUUUGCAUAGUCUUCAAGACUAGUAGAGGUGUCAACACUAUAUAAUACAUAGAAAUACAGUGAAACAAUGUAAUGGAACUAAAGUAAAAAUAUUACAUUAAAUUUUUUGUCUUUAUAAAAAUAGUUGUCUCCAAUUGUAAAAUUCGUUCAUUGAAUAAAACGGUCGUUCUUGCAGCCGGGAUUUUAGAUUACUUCUAAAAUGAAGGUGGCUUGUUGUCUUUAUUUCCUCUGGUAGUAUGUUCCAUAUUCUCUGCACCAGUGUAACUCAGUUUCUUCUCAGUGGAUGUUAGUCUGUGUACUGGAAGGCAGAAGUUUCUUGCAUUUCUGCUAUUGUACUGGUGAUAUUUUAAUCCGUUGCUUGCAGUUUCAAGUGCAUUAAUGUAGACAUAGGUAGCAGUUUCCAGAAUAUAAAGGUUGAUGACUGUAAGGAUGUAAAAAAGGUCUGAUUUUAAGAUGGCAAAAUUACUACUCACUUUAAAUUACAGUUCCUCAUGAAAUUAAUGAAAAGUUUAUAUUUUUUAUAUUUUAGGAACAGUGAAUUAAAGAGCUGAGAUUAUGAAAUUUAAAAAAAGCAAUUCCAAUUCCUUAAUGUUGAUUGUGGACAAAUCUCAAGGAUAUAAUAUAUAAUUAAAUUUAUGCAUUACAUUUAUAAAUUGAUCAGAUAAAAAAGAAACAAUUAUAUUUUGGUAUUGUUAUUUAUGAAAGAAGAAAUUACAGCAUUGCUAAGGAAGGGUAAAUUACCUUACAGGCAUAGAGUUCAAAGCCUGGAAAAUGGAGGUCAGGUUCUGAGAUAUUCAUUAUGUAGAAGUUAUUGUUCAGCCAUAAGACUUCUUUAUGUAGAAAAUAUUGGUCAUGUUUAGUCUCAAUAUUAUAGAAAACUUGUUUUUAAAGAUGUUUCAUUACAAUGAUUUUGUUCUUAUAUUCAUUAUUAUAUUGAGACUCAACUGUAUGUGCAUAUUCCAUUAAAUGAUAGUUAGUUGAAUAUUAUAUACAUUUUGACGAUUGAGAAUAAUAUUUUUAUACAUAUUAAAUUUAUUUUUUUAUACUAUUCGUAGUUUUAGUUUUAUUUAAUAUCACAGAAAAAACAAAUAGUUAUUAUUGAAUGUAUUACAUUUAUAGACUUGUUAUUUACUUUAUUCAAUGGUAAUAUUUUUUAAAAUUUUUUUACUUAAAAGAGGAAUGUUUUACGUUAAGUUUUAAUAUGUUGUAAUUCUCAAAUGACCCAAAUAUAAUAUAAUACACAUUCAACCAUCUGACUUUGUAUUGCGUCUAUUUAUGUAGUACUUUUUGCAUUGUGAAAUAUUAAAGGAUUUAAAAUUUACUUAAGUAGGUAGGCUAGUGAACAAGUCUUUAAAAAGACACAACAAUAUUUUAUGAAGUGCAGAUCAUUUACUGCCUCAAACUGGCAGUCAUUUACCUCAGAUGGCAGGCCAUUUUGAGUGUUCUGUAUCCGUAUUUUAAACAUUUUGUAAAAUCUACAUUUUUAGUACAAACCUGUAUGUGUAAUACAUUAUUGUUUUCAGGAAAAUGUGGAGAUAAUAUGAUAUAAAAAUAUUAUGCAUAAACCAUAAAAAUGACUACAUGUUUUUUCUUUUUUAAGUUUUAGUUGUGAGAUAAUUUAUGGUAAUUAAAAUCUGUGAAAGCCACUUUAUUUCUGAUUUUAUCUAGUUUAAGACAAUGUAUAAUGGUAUCUCUUGAAGAAAAGUUGUAAAACCCACAAAUAACACAAAAAAUGCUGAAUUUGUUACUAUAUUUAAAAUUAUUACAACAAAUUUACUAUAAAUAUAAGUUUUACACAAAAUUUUUCCACAAUAAACCAUAAUUGAGUGAAUUAUAUGCACUACAAUAACAAUAAAUAAAUUAAUAACACAUUUUAAUUUUUGAAACUUGGGAAAUACCCAAGUUUGUUACUGUGGGUACAAUAAUUUUAAAAAAGUGUUUGCUCUUAAUAUUUCCAACAUAUACCAAAAUUUAGCAUAUUAUAGCCUGAAACAAGGCUAUAACAAACUAUAAAACAACAUAAUAAACCAUACCUCUGAAUAUCACUAAUUUUCAAAACGGCUAAAUGAAUACGAUCUUUCUGACUAGUUUUAUGACGUCACUGUGACAUCACUGUUUUCAAAACAAAUGUCACCAUUGAAAUCAGCAAUUCUUUCUGUUUGAAAUGGUAUAUAAAUAGUAGUGGUAAAAUAGUAUUGAUUUAUGUACUAUAUAAACUGUCAAAACGUGUGUCAGAUCAAC
Homalodisca vitripennis (glassy-winged sharpshooter) is the source of this 5204-nucleotide messenger RNA. RefSeq names its product dual specificity protein phosphatase MPK-4-like. The record is from RefSeq and is a predicted model, not a curated record. Gene Ontology annotation, molecular function: protein tyrosine/serine/threonine phosphatase activity. Gene Ontology annotation, biological process: protein dephosphorylation. The coding region runs from base 546 to 1511 and encodes 321 amino acids. NCBI's taxonomy places the organism in Eukaryota, Metazoa, Arthropoda, Insecta, Hemiptera, Cicadellidae. Gene Ontology annotation, cellular component: nucleus. The transcript is spliced from 8 exons.